AUGGAAAGGAAUCAUUGCAAUUUUAAUCCAAGAUGUCGCGUCCACUGUGCGGGCUACAAAUGGGGACAAGACACAACACGACACCUGUCAAUGCGGGACGUCUAUCCGUUAGUAACGGCUAUGACGUUGUCAAUGUCAGACCUGUUGCACUUUGACAGUUCUCACCCCGUUCUAGUCACAACACUAACAUCACUUCUUGUGAAGUCCGCCGAUGCCUGGGUAUAUGUCGCUGCGGGCAAAUACACCGCCCAAAAUAUAUGCGACAACUUUUUCAACUUGGCAUCGGACGCGGGGAUUGACUGGAUGGAGUGCACGGAGGCCUCAUAUGACUCACAGAUGCACAUUUGGAAAGGCACGUUGUAA
Messenger RNA from Suillus paluster, 363 nucleotides. RefSeq lists its product as uncharacterized. The transcript is spliced from 2 exons. Lineage: Eukaryota; Fungi; Basidiomycota; Agaricomycetes; Boletales; Suillaceae. The record is from RefSeq and is a predicted model, not a curated record. The coding region runs from base 1 to 363 and encodes 120 amino acids.